Messenger RNA from Austrofundulus limnaeus, 4480 nucleotides. RefSeq names its product BTB (POZ) domain containing 3b (gene btbd3b). Lineage: Eukaryota; Metazoa; Chordata; Actinopteri; Cyprinodontiformes; Rivulidae. The transcript is spliced from 4 exons. Gene Ontology annotation, molecular function: protein binding. The record is from RefSeq and is a predicted model, not a curated record. Gene Ontology annotation, biological process: neurogenesis; cerebral cortex development; dendrite morphogenesis. Gene Ontology annotation, cellular component: cytosol. The coding region runs from base 555 to 2123 and encodes 522 amino acids.
UGAGCGGAGCAUCGCAGCAUCCUCGGCUCCGGCAUCCUGCAGAGGGCUACAGGAGGAGAGAGGAGAGGAGAGGAGAGGAGAGGAGGAGGGAAAAGAUCCUGUGGUGAAUAAAUAAAUGAAAAAAGAUGAAGACAGGCAGAGAGGAGAGGAGAAACACGGGGAGAGUUGGAGCGCUAAAUGAAAGGACCUGAACAARCAGCGUUGCCCGAGGACCACUGCAGCUACACUAAAUCUGAAGCUGUCAGGGCAAAACUCUCAGGGAGCCGGAGAGCGAGGAGCAAACGAGAAGUGAUCUGAAGAGCUGAUCUCAUCACGCUGGAAAAGCAGGGAUGGGAAUCCUGGGAGCCUCUUCGUCAGCAGAUCUAACCUCGCACAAGAAUUCUGCUUUCGGGUCAACAGUUUGAACCUGCUUCUUCGAGGAACUGACCAAACAAGYGAAGAGAUAAUGCCCUGGUAGUUUCCAAAAAAAAAAAAAGGUGAUCCCAAAACCUCCUCCUGCUCCCGGUGGAUGUCUUCUAUACUCCGCUCCCACUGCUCGGCAGUCCAACACACUCAUGGUCGAUGCGAAGGGACGGAACAUGAAAUGUCUGACUUUCUUCUUAAUGCUCCCUGAGUCGGUGAAAGGCAAGUCAAGCAAGAGCUCCAAGAAAGGGAACGCCAGCGGCGGCUCCAAGCUGCCCCCGGUCUGUUAUGAGAUAAUCACUCUUCGGAGCAAGAAGAAGAAGAAGAUGUCGGCCGAGAUUUUCCCCACCAAGAAGCCGGGGUCCACCAAUGCCAAUGCCACGACCACAGUGCAACAGUACCAGCAGCAGAACCUCAACAACAACAACACCAUCCAGAACUGUAACUGGCAGGGACUCUACUCAACCAUCAGAGAAAGGAACUCAGUGAUGUUCAACAAUGAGCUGAUGGCUGAUGUUCAUUUCAUCGUGGGUCAACCAGGACGGACCCAGCGGCUGCCGGGACAUAGAUACGUGUUGGCCGUGGGCAGCUCAGUGUUUCAUGCCAUGUUUUAUGGAGAACUCGCUGAGAACAAAGAUGAAAUCCACAUACCAGACGUGGAACCGGCAGCAUUUCUGGCAAUGCUAAAGUACAUUUACUGYGACGAAAUCGACCUGACCGCCGACACCGUGCUGGCCACGCUUUAUGCCGCCAAAAAGUACAUCGUCCCGCACCUGGCGCGCGCCUGCGUCAACUUCCUGGAGACUAGCCUGAGCGCCAAAAACGCCUGCGUGUUGCUCUCCCAGAGCUGCCUGUUCGAGGAGCCUGAGCUGACGCAACGCUGCUGGGAGGUGAUUGACGCCCAGGCUGAGCUGGCGUUGCGUUCUGAGGGCUUCUGCGACAUUGACGCGCAGACCCUGGAGAGCAUCCUGCAGCGGGAGACCCUCAACGCUAAAGAGAUAGUGGUGUUCGAGGCGGCGCUCUGCUGGGCCGAGGCAGAGUGCCAGAGGCAAGAGCUCACCUCUUCCACUGACAACAAGCGCAAGGUUUUGGGCAAGGCCAUGUUCCUGAUACGAAUCCCCACCAUGGCUCUGGACGAUUUUGCGAAUGGCGCCGCUCAGUCCGGCGUGCUGACACUUAACGAGACCAAUGACAUCUUCCUGUGGUACACGGCGGCCAAGAAGCCGGAGCUGCAGUUUGCGAGUCAACCCAGGACGGGCCUGACGCCGCAGCGCUGCCACAGAUUCCAGUCCUGUGCCUACCGAAGCAAUCAGUGGCGCUACCGAGGCCGCUGCGACAGCAUCCAGUUCGCCGUGGACAAAAGGGUUUUCAUUGCCGGCUUCGGCCUGUACGGGUCCAGCUGCGGCUCCGCGGAGUACAGCGCCAAGAUAGAGCUGAAGCGUCAGGGUGUCCUGCUGGGACAGAACCUCAGCAAGUACUUCUCCGACGGAUCCAGCAACACCUUCCCGGUGUGGUUCGAGUACCCGGUUCAGAUCGAGCCCGACACCUUCUACACGGCCAGCGUCAUUCUGGACGGAAAUGAGCUGAGCUACUUUGGACAGGAAGGGAUGACGGAGGUGCAGUGUGGCAAAGUGACGUUCCAGUUCCAGUGCUCCUCGGACAGCACCAACGGCACCGGGGUGCAGGGAGGCCAGAUUCCCGAACUCAUCUUCUACGCCUGACGUCACCCACACUCCACUCGUUUUCAGUGCACUUAUUAAAAAAAGGAAUUUAUCACUUUAUCCAUAGUGUCGGUCGAUUAUGUAUUUAUUUUUGUCACAGCUAGAUCUUAGACCCUUCAGAGGGUCUUAUGUGGUUAUGUUUUUAGUAAAUGGUCCACUUGAGUAGGACCAGAUAGACGUCUUGUUCUAAAAUAAAAAAAGAAAUUAUAUAUUGCACAGGAUGCGCAUGUAUAUAUGAAGAUAUGUAAAUUCUGAAAUGUAUAUGAUGCCACACGUGUGGCCCAAGCUGGCCGUAAAGAUAUCUUCUAUAUUAAAGAUGCUUCACUGAGUUUAUCAUUUCUAUGCUUGAAUAGAGGGCACUAAGAGAGCAGCAAUACUUCACAACCUGUACUCUGUAUGGAUUAUUUUAUCCCAUGACUCAGUUGGGACUUCAGUGAGGGAAAAUCAUUUGUACGAUACACAAAAUCACAAUUUUUAUCCAUGAUUCCAAUCAGAAUACACUGUUCUGCUGUAAUUCCUAAAAGGGGGUCUGUCCACAUGAGAAAGACAUCUUUUCGAUUGGGCUUCCAUUAUUAGAGAUGGGAGGAUCUGAAGGGAUCCAGAUCUGGAUGAGCCGUUUGUUUCCUACAGUUGAUUUUGAAUGAGUUAAAUCAUCACGUCUCAUGGGUCGUACCUCGAGGUGCAACCACACGUUUCUGUACCGAACCGUUCAGUACAGAGCUUUAGGUUCAAUACGCACUAUGUAUCAAACAAUACAGAUAUUUAACAUUUAUCUGCUGAAGAUGCUUUUUGUUGAAGGUUCAGUGGAUCUGAGUUCGACUACUCCACCUAGGCUGCAUUGUCGAGCACAGAUCCACUGAGAAACUUGCUGUUUUAGCAGCAUUUAACCUAAAAACUGUACAUUUGAGGUUAAACAAAUGUUCAUAAUUAAUUUCAAUAAAUUACAAGUUAAGAAGGGCAUGGACAUUUCUCUUUUUUUUGUAUUGAAAAAAUAUUGAACCGUGAGACUAAGAUAUCGGACCGAAUCGUGAAUUUUCUAUAUCAUUGCAGCCCUAGUCGUACCAUGUAUUUAGUCGGUUUACCAUGAAAAAUUGAAGAAGGAGCGAUUGUCUCUGUGGUUAAUAAGGAAUAAAUAAAGAUAUUACGAUUUACACAAUAUAUAAAACUACGAACGGCUCUUUAUUGCUUGUAACUCUGUUCUUAUCGUUCAUUACAAGGAGCCGUUUAAAAGAUCUGGAUCUCUAUCCAGUAUCUCAGUAACAUGUUGCUCUGCACACGCUCACCAUCCUGACCUUUAUUUCAUCGAUGUCUCGUCAUAUAAAAACAAAAAGCUGCAGUCCCGCUGCUGGUUUCUCAUUCAGUUGAGAAAAAAAUGACAAAAUAAAAACAGUGUUUACUGAGACACACAAAACAGGUUUAUGCGUUUGAUUAAAAUGUUUUUUCUAGUCUGUUUUGAAGAUGAGCAUCAGARGAGGGGGCUGAAAUCUUAUGCAAAUCCCAUCUGAUUAAAACAAGGUGAUUCACCAACUGUUUUAGUUCUGAUCUGAUAUGAUGUUCCAGAUUUGCUCCAUAAAAAAGAGGGARAAAGGCAACUUUAAUUUUGACCUACAGUUAUGGCAACAUAACCUUCUGUUUACAUAAUACAGCCCAGAUUAUUCAUUUUAAAUCGACUAAUUAAAAAAAUGUCUGACUUGAAUUUCUCCUUUCUACUUUUUCACACUAAACUUAAACAUUUCCAUUAUGUUUACAAUACAAAGYAGAUUUUAUAAUCCUUACUGUUCACUAGUUAAAAGUUUGAAUUAUUUAAUCCUGUCUGCACUGCAGCACUCCCAACAUGAGCAGAAGUUGGUUUUUUUUCCAUUUUAUCCGCUGUGUAUCACUAAUUAUUCCGGCGCCUGGGUUUUGUUUACAGCAACAACAACAAAAAAAAAAAAAGAUCAAUGACUGAGUCGGAUUUAGAAGCUGCUGCUUAUUUUAGGGACUUUUACUUCUCUUUGUUAAGUAAAAAAAAGGAAGAAAAAAAAGAACUGUGCACUCAGAAAUAUGGAGCACCCACUCCAAAUGUGAUCAAACCCUUUCAGUAUUUGCAGAGAUAAACUGUAUUUGUUACACUGUUGCACUGAUGUUGAUUUGUGAACAAGUUUGCUUUUUAUCGUUUUACAGUUUUUUGGACCCACUAUGCUUCUGAUUUUUUUAUUUUUCUUUCUGGUGUGGGUUAAAUGUCUGAACUGUUGGAGAGUUUUGCACACAGAACGAACAAAAAAGAAAAGCUGGUGUUUGUGUUUUGUGUUUAAGUGCUGCAGGACCGAUGAAUGUGUCUGAUUGUUGAUGAUGCAAAUAAACAGAAGCUGUAAUAA